Molecule: messenger RNA, 4301 nt
Organism: Pteropus alecto (black flying fox)
Lineage: Eukaryota; Metazoa; Chordata; Mammalia; Chiroptera; Pteropodidae
Gene: CGGBP1
Product: CGG triplet repeat binding protein 1
Exons: 3
Coding region: 433-936 (167 amino acids)
Biological process (GO): regulation of transcription by RNA polymerase II
Cellular component (GO): nucleus
Molecular function (GO): double-stranded DNA binding
Source: RefSeq, a predicted model, not a curated record
GCAGGGGCGGUGGGGCGCUGGCGUGCUAGGGUCGGCGCGGGAGGAGGGCGUAUAGACUGCGAGAAAGUCCCGCGCCCCGCCUUUCCCUCCCCCACCCCCCAACCCUUGGGCCUUGGGCGGUGGAGGAGAUUCAAAGCGGGGCAUACUACUGAGAAGAGACUGAGUUGAGGAGUGUUGGGUAAAGGCAUGACUUCCCGGCACCGCAGGGAAAAUAGGGUGCAAGCCCAGAAACUGUUUCCCCACCACCACUUGUUGAAAAACUGAUUUGAAAGCGUCUCUGGUUUGAACAAACGGAAAGUGCCAGAUUUCAUGCCUCUCUGCUCUUACGCUGGGGACCAUUUACUCCUAAGUAUCAAGACGAAAAAUACUGGAAACUAAUCCGGUAAACUUCUGAUGACUUUUAUUUUGAUCUAAACCUUAUUCAAAGUCAGAAUGGAAAGAUUUGUUGUGACAGCACCACCUGCUCGAAACCGUUCUAAGACUGCUUUGUAUGUGACUCCCCUGGAUCGAGUCACUGAGUUUGGAGGUGAGCUGCACGAAGAUGGAGGAAAACUCUUCUGCACUUCUUGCAAUGUGGUUCUCAAUCAUGUUCGCAAGUCUGCCAUUAGUGACCAUCUCAAGUCAAAGACUCAUACCAAGAGGAAGGCAGAAUUUGAAGAGCAGAAUGUGAGAAAGAAGCAGAGGCCCCUAACUGCAUCCCUUCAGUGCAACAGUACUGCACAAACAGAGAAAGUCAGUGUUAUCCAGGACUUUGUGAAAAUGUGCCUGGAAGCCAAUAUCCCACUUGAGAAGGCUGAUCACCCAGCAGUCCGUGCUUUCCUGUCUCGCCAUGUGAAGAAUGGAGGCUCCAUACCUAAGUCAGACCAGCUGAGAAGAGCAUAUCUGCCCGAUGGAUAUGAGAAUGAGAAUCAACUCCUCAACUCACAAGAUUGUUGACAAGGUUACCACCAUUGUGAUCAAGAUAAAUAAUGUGGAGUAUUAAAGUUAUGUGUUGAUUGUGUGGUUCAUUUUUAUAUUUAUUUCAUUUAAAAUCAUGUGAUGCAGAAUAGUUUUGCAAUGUGUAUAUAGUUGCAGGCAAAAAAAAAACAAAAAACAAAAAAAACCACCGUAAAACUUAUUGUUGAUUUUAGUCACCAAUGGUGUAAAGCAAAACUUAGGGUUUAGAGUGUGCUAGGAUACCUUAAACCUGAUGGUUAUCUUUAAAAUGGAUGGUUUUUCUCCUGAAAUGUUUGUGCAUGGAAGAACUGCCCUGCCUUUUUACCCUAUUGCCAUGUAUGAUUAUUCCUUGUGAGAUUACUUAAUUACUUGGAUUGAAGACUAGCCUAGGAAAUUGAAGCUGCUGCCAGGCAACACCACUUACAGUAACUUAAAAGCAUUAUUUCUGAUUAGAGGAUCCUCUUCAAAAAAGAAGGGAUGGUGGGAAACUUCUUGUAUCUUCAGAUCCCUAGCAGACUUUAUAUCAAACCAUACUUUAUUUGUAUAUGAUGUAGUUAACUAUUCUUCAGUUGCUCAGUCUUUUCUUCCCCUUUUUAAAGGUUUAUUGUAUUUAGUAGCAGCUUCAGAUGACCAAAAGACUAAAAUCUUUCUUUUAAUGUCAGUGCCAAAAGCCACAGGGAAUUUUGCAGUGACAUGAUUUUAGUCUCUUACUAUAGACACGAGUUUUUGAACCAUAGCUUUCAAGUAUUUUGAAUUUGUAAGUUUUUUUUUUUUAAUGUCUCGUUAGAAGACUUAAGGAUUGGCAUUUUAAUUUAAACAGGUAGACAUUUUAUGAUUGAGUUUUCUGUUUUUACAGAAAAUUAGUAAUUUGGGGCUGAUAAUAAGGAAAUUACUUUCUAUAAUUUUUCCAUAUGAUUUUAUAAGAGUUUAGGAGAAAUAGACUAGAAACAGGUUUACUUUCACUUUUAUGUGCUUUGCCUCUGGUGAUACAAGGUUUUUAAACAAUGGUAAACAAUUGUCUAAAAAUACUGGCAAAAUUUUUGUAGUAGAUAUCUGGCAGUAUCCUGCAUAACUGUUUGGGUGAGGAAAUAAUCAGUUCUGUUAAAGGUCAACCAUGUUCAGGUAAUGAUCUUUAUCUGAAUCUCACUAUCCUUUAAGGUUAUCAAAGUAGCUUAAUUAGCCCAGUUAUGUCCUCUUUGUUGGAGACCCAAAUUGUAUUUUUUAAAAACUAAACAGCUGAAAACUUGGAAUAGAGCUUUAAAAAAAAUCUUACAUUCUUUGAAAACAUUCAAGUUAAAAUACUUAUAAAAUAUAUUUCUAUUGCAAAACAUUGACAAAUGAUGUCCUAUGGGAGUUAUCGUUGAGGUCAUUUUACCACAUCUUCAUUUUAAAGCCAAAGUGAGUAAGAACAAGGUUAGAUUUUAUAUUUUUCAGAAACAGCUUUCCAUGCAUAAGUUUAUUUUACAGACUUAAGUUCCUAGUUCAGGUGGUCACAAAUGCCCAUCUGAUUUUAGAUUUUAUGUAGAAAUUUUGUUAUUUCAUUUUAAAUAUGCCUGCCACCCCCAUCCCCCAAAAUCACUUGUCAAAAUUUGAACUACCAAUUUUUCUCAUGUUCAGUUAAAGUAGCACAAUAAAUGCCUGGAGUAGUACUCUCAUUGAUAAAGCACAUACAUGAAACCAGCAGUAAAACAACCAAAAUGUGCUUUGCUUUUACUUCCUCUAGUAAAGAAUUUGCAGGCAACCAUGCUUAAGUUACCUAUAAUGGUAGAAGGUCUAAGAAGCUGGGAAGAUAAUAAAAUUGAGUUUUAUAGCACUAUUUUCAGAAUACAAAAAGUUAGAUACACAAUCAUUCUAAUUUUUCAAAGUUCUGUGUGAUUCAGACUGCUCCCUAUUUGGAUAUUAAUUUGCACGGACAGCAAACACAUAGUGGCAGAACAGCUUUGAGUAGUCUUAAGCAGUAAAAUUGGAUAAUGUUCCACUGGAAAAACAAUAAUUCACAUCUGAGUUUCUAGUAGUUACUGAUGUGUUGGUCAUUUAGGUCUCGAAUGUCUUAAUGUAUUUCUCCAGGCUUCUAACUAUUCCUGCAUACCUAUAUCUAGGGACAUAAGCCAUCCACCAGUUGGGAUUAUAUCAUGUCCUUAGAAGCAUUUUCCAUCCUGUUGUGUAGGUUUAAUAUGUUUCUUUACUGAUAAUAAAAUUUCGUUUCCUGAAACUGGUUAACUUUGUCUCAAAUGGAUAAAGCAGAAUGAUUGUUGUAGCCUGCUCAAACGAACAAUUCUCGUAAAACCAUGGUUGGCAUAUGUUAGAUAACAAAUGAGAAUGUCUAAGAGGUGCAUUGCUGCGAUUGAGGUGUAGUGGAUGUGUGUACAGAAGCUUUCAAUCUUAACUAUAUAGUGUUAGUGUGAUGCUAUACUAUUGGGAAAAUAGCAAUUUUUUUUCUAUUUUAUAAGUUGUAUGCAUAAAAAAGAUUUGUAAUGUUUCGUUUAUAAACUGCCUUCAACACAUGCUUACCUGUUAAUAGUGUUUUAUCAAAGUAUGGUAGUGUGUCUUUCAGAAUUUCACUCUAUCUAUGCUUACAGUAAAUAGUUCCCAGCUUGUUGAAAUGUUCAAUUCCUUGUUGGUUUCUUUUGAUUCUUUGGGGCGUAUACUAAGCCUGAAGGACAUUGUAAUCAUUUCUUACCAGAUGAAAAUUGAGAAAGAUUGUAUAUGCGAGCCUAAAUAGUUAUUUUAUUCAUUAUCAUCUUUGCGUAAGAUUUUCUUUUGCAAACAAAUGCUACUUCCAGUUAAUACAUUUGGCCCUACUUUUCAGGGACCAGAAAACUUUAAAGAAAAAGUUCUGCAUCUUAGAAUUGUAACCCAUUAAGUACGGGCUUGGAAUUGUUCUGAAGUAUUCAUUGCUUAAAAACUAUUGUAAGUAACAGUUGGUAGGAUCUCUACAUAGAAAGCUCCAUGUUAAAACCUUUGCCUGAAAGAAUUUAUAUGUUAAUGUUAAUGGAAAACACAUUUUAAACAAAAUAAAAUUUAAGGUGACCCAAAAUGAAAGCCACAAACAAUUCAUUAUUUGGUGCUUACUUAGUCUUUGUAAGGGCUCUCCGUGGUUUGACUUGCUCCAGCUGCCUUUAAAUGAGUACAGAUCACCUUCAUUAAAUAAUUCAUUCUAUAAUUUCAUUGAAAAUCUUAGCCUAGAAUAAAUUACUUUAGCUUUUGAUCAGCACUGAUUAAAAUGUGAGUAGUGAAGUGGCUACCUAAACUUUGGUUUAUCUCAAUCCAUACUAUCAUAGACUUUUGAGGUAAAUACAGUUCUUACCUAGUGGUAUUCCACUUGUAUCCAGAAUAUUGUAUUCAUUAAAAUUUUGCUAUGUUCA